Molecule: messenger RNA, 411 nt
Organism: Echinococcus granulosus
Lineage: Eukaryota; Metazoa; Platyhelminthes; Cestoda; Cyclophyllidea; Taeniidae
Exons: 5
Coding region: 1-411 (136 amino acids)
Source: RefSeq, a predicted model, not a curated record
AUGUUUACGCUUGACGUCACAGGACCCAUCCCCUCCUCCUUGACCCUCUCUGCCCUCUCCUGUCCCCUACUAUUACUGCGCAUAGUCACUACUUCGGAGCAGAAGAAGAGGAAGGCUGCCACAUUGUUUGCCUUACACUACCUUCAAGACAAGACUGAGCGUCAGGGCAUUUCCACUCGCAGUGCGCAAAGGACAAGCAAAAAUGAUGCGACUGGCAACUUUUUUCUGGUCACCCGGACACUUAGGGCUCCGCCAUUGUACUCCCGCUUGGGGGUCAUGGUCUUCGAGCUACGCCAGGAGCCCCUCCAGAUCUUUGGAGUUAAGACAAUAAACAGUGGCCUCGAGCGGGAGAGUGCGCUUCGCCUUGGCGGUCUCUUUGGUCAACCUCCAAUAUCAACCAUCAAAAUGUAG